Mercenaria mercenaria is the source of this 882-nucleotide messenger RNA. RefSeq names its product multiple RNA-binding domain-containing protein 1-like. Bases 23 to 757 code for a protein of 244 amino acids. The record is from RefSeq and is a predicted model, not a curated record. NCBI's taxonomy places the organism in Eukaryota, Metazoa, Mollusca, Bivalvia, Venerida, Veneridae. The transcript has 2 exons.
CGGACAUUCCCUCGCAGCCAAAAUGGCAGCUGCCAAUGAACUACAGGGAGGGAGAAAUAUGCAUUUAGCUGUGUCCGACGAAGCAGCUGCGUGUCCAGAAGAUGACAGCAAUGAUAACGCGAAACAGAUUAUGAAAGCAAAGCAGGAAAAGAUUGCGCAAAUGUUCCUGGCCCGCCCAGCAGUUGCAGAGGCCAAAAUUGCUGUGUCUGACGAAACGAAUGCGUGUCCAGAAGAUGACAGCAACGAUAACGCGGUACAGAUUAUGAAAGCAAAGCAGGAAAAGAUUGCGCAAAUGUUCCUGGCCCGCCCAGCAGUUUCAGAGGCCAAGAUUGCUGUGUCUGGAAAUAUGGUCCAAGAAGUCAAAAUGACAAAAAAUAAGAAGAACAAGGAAAAGAAGAAUAAAGAUAAGAAAAAGAAGACAAAGGACAAGAAAAUAAAAAAGAUAGAACGAUGUAAGGACAAUGCAGGUAUCGAGGCAGAAAAGAAAUACGUUCCGAAUGAAGCUCUUGCUGCUGAUGAUGAAAUAACUGUAAUUGAGGAAGAAGAUGACCCAAAUAAGUCAUGGAAGCUCCUAAGCUGUUUUGAUUUCAUUUUAAGCUGGCUUUCUAAGAAGUACCAAAAGCAUCAAGCGAAGCUUCAAGAGAAAAAGGAGCGAAAAAGAUGGAAAGGACUCACAGUUGUAGAAAUUCAUGCACCGCCAAAGGAAGAAAAUGAAGGCGAUCUAGACGCCUGUGAUGUCGACAUCUAUUUCUCUUAAGUUUCAUGCCGACCGACUGCCACCUGCAAACAGUAGACUGUUCAUACUGUUGUAGAGGCCACAUAUGAAUUAGGUCCAUAUAAACAUAACGAAAAUGCCUAUUCAAAUUUUACUGAUCACUUGAC